This is a messenger RNA of Rhinichthys klamathensis goyatoka, 3234 nucleotides long. It is a transcript of the gene elapor2b, whose product is annotated as endosome-lysosome associated apoptosis and autophagy regulator family member 2b. Gene Ontology annotation, biological process: positive regulation of BMP signaling pathway. The coding region runs from base 169 to 3174 and encodes 1001 amino acids. The transcript has 22 exons. The record is from RefSeq and is a predicted model, not a curated record. NCBI's taxonomy places the organism in Eukaryota, Metazoa, Chordata, Actinopteri, Cypriniformes, Leuciscidae.
UGUCAAUCAAAGCCCCGUAAGCGCAACUACAGUAGGAGCUUAUCGUUGAACAGAGAGCAGCGUGUUCGCAUCUCAGUCUGUAGUUUAUGCAUAGACAUCGCGAAACCUCGUUAUCUUUACUUAGAUCCUUGGCAUUCCUUGUAUUUCUGUAAUUCCUGCCUUUAUGAGAUGGAGAAGAGGGCGCUUUGGACACCCUGUUAUUUUGUGCGCUUUGUAACCCUCUUCCUCUGCGCACGAGCGUCAGUGAAUCUGCCACAGUGUAAAGAGACAGAUUACUACUUUGAGUACACAGAGUGUGACAGCACAGGCUCCAGAUGGAGAGUUGCCAUUCCUCACAGACAGGGGAGCUGCACGGGCCUGCCAGAGCCAGUCAGAGGCACAGACUGCACUUUUUCUUGUGAAGCUGGGGAGUUUUUGGAGAUGUCCUCCCAGCAGUGCACAUCAUGUGCGGCUGGCUCUUAUUCGCUGGGCAGUGGUGUGCGUUUCGACCAGUGGGAUUCCAUCCCUGCAGGAUUCAGCAGUCUGGCCACAUACAUGGACUCAGGAGGUUCAGGAGACGACUCAAUGACCUGCAACAAUUCUUCAUGGACAGCUCAGGGAACUCACUUGGAAUCCAAUCGUGACGACUGCACAGUGUCGCUGGUGUACGCGGUGCAUCUCAUGAAGCAGGGAUCCGUCUCCUUUGACUAUCAAUAUGUCGACAGCAACGUCUUCUUCGAGUUCUUUAUUCAGAAUGACCAAUGUCAGGAGAUGGACCAGACAGGGAGUGAGAAAUGGAUCAAACUCACCACCAGCGGAGAAUGGGGAACACAUACGGUAAAUCUGAAGACGGGAACGAAUAUUCUGUAUUGGAGAACCACGGGAAUGCUCUUGGGUGGCAAACCAGUGAAGCCGGUCCUUUUAAAGAGCAUCCAGAUCGAAGGUGUGGCGUACACGUCAGAGUGUUUUCCGUGCAGGCCGGGCACCUUCAGUAAAACUCCAGGCUCUUCCUCAUGUGACCUUUGUCUCAGGAAUACUUACUCUGGAAAGGGAGCCAGUUCGUGUACACAUUGCUCCGAGACACAGUAUUCCCAGGAGGGAUGGUCGCGGUGUAAAGAGAGGCCUCCUUGUUCAGAGAAAGAUUAUUUUCAGAUCCACACGGCCUGUGAUGGUGAAGGCAAGACCCAGAUACUGUACAGGUGGGUGGAGCCUCAGGUGUGUGUGGAGAAUGUGACCGGUGCGGUGACACUGCCACCUUCUGCAGAGAAAGAGGACUGUCCACCCUGUAAUCCAGGCUUCUACAUGCACAACUCUUCUACCUGUUUACCUUGCCCAAAAGGGACUUAUUCGGAUGGUACCGCAGAAUGUCAAAGAUGCCCGGGAGGAACUGAACCUUCUUUAGGAUAUGAAUACAAGUGGUGGAACAUCCUUCCGAGGAAUAUGAAAACAUCUUGUUUUAAUGUGGGCAACUCUAAAUGUGAUGAAAUGAAUGGUUGGGAGGUGGCUGGCGACCAUAUUCGUAGUGGAGUGGGUGGCUCAGAUAACGAUUACCUCAUCUUAAAUUUACGAGUGCCUGGAUUCAAACUUCCUACUUCUGUGGACGAUGCUUCAGCUACUGAGUUUGGCCGAAUCACAUUUAUCUUUGAGACCAACUGCAGCGCAGACUGUGAACUCUAUUUCAUGAUAGAUGUAAACAGGAAGAGCACAAAUGUUGUGGAAUCAUGGGUAGGGAGUAAACUCAGACAAGCAUACACCCACAUUAUGACCAAAAAUGCUUCUGUGUCUUACACAUGGGCUUUCCAACGUACCAACAAAGCCAUUGAUAUGCGUCACUAUGUAAAUGACAUCGCAAAGAUCUACUCAAUCACGGUGACAAAUGCGAUGGAUGGCUCAGCGUCGGGUUGCCACGCCUGUGCAAUGAUGAGUCAGCAGGACGGCUCUUCUUGUGUCCCCUGUCCUGCCGGACACUUCAUCAACAAAGACACUAACCAGUGCCAGGAGUGCCCGUCCAACACCUUCCUCUCCGGGCAUCACAUCUAUGGGCUCGAGGCUUGUCAGCCCUGCGGUCCUGGUAGCAAGAGCAACAAGGAACACUCUGUGUGUUUCAACGACUGCACCUUCUCGCACAUGGAUCAGAACCGAACCUUGACCUACGACUUGAGUGCCUUAAAUUCAGUGGGGUCAAUCAUGAACGGGCCUAGUUUCACCUCCAAGGGAACCAAAUACUACCACCAGUUUAACAUCAGUCUAUGUGGGGCUGAGGGGAAGAAGGUGGCGGUAUGCACUGACAAUGUCACAGAUCUGUCUAGUAAGGACGUGCAAAAUGAAUCCGCUGACCUCAACAAUUUCGUUGAGACUUUUGUGUGCCAAUCUACCAUCAUUCCUGCAGAUGGGCGGGGCUUCAGAACAGCCCUGUCGUCUCAGUCCAUCAGCCUGGCUGACACUUUCCUUGGAGCUUCUGUUGAUAACAGUCUGGAUGGGGUCACUGCCAGCACAGACCUCUUCUCUGAGUCUUCACGGAAAGUUCCAGAUAUCAACUUCUUCUAUCGCUCUCCACAGCCCACAGCAUCCUGUCUGAACGGCCGUAGCACAGUCGUGACUCUGCGUUGCAGUCCUGAAAAGAGCACACGCGGGGAGCUCACUGUGCCAAGCAAGUGCCCAGCAGGUACAUGUAAUGGCUGUGAGUUUCAUUUCCUCUGGGAGAGCUCUAGUGCUUGUCCUCUCUGCACUGAAGCUGACUAUCACUCAAUAGAAGGAGCGUGCAAAGGAGGAGUGCAGGACACUCUCUAUGUGUGGAACGAGCCAAAACUCUGCACUAAAGGAGUUCCGCUCCUGAACAAGACCUCUGCCCACUGUGAGGUGGUCGGCCAAUGGCUGAAGGCCGGAAUUGGGGGCGGAGCCUUCAUGGCCGCACUCUUGGUUUCUCUCACAUGCUAUUUCUGGAAAAAGAACAAGAGGCUUGAAUAUAAAUACUCCAGACUAGUGAUGUCAGCCAAUAAGGACUGUGAGCUGCCAGCAGCGGACAGUUGUGCACUAGCAGAGGGGGAGGGGGAGGAGAAUGAUGACGAUGUCGUUUACUCAAAUACUCCUUCGUUACUGGGUAAACUGAAAGCUAUCGCGAGCAAGGCAGAUGGAGACAACAGCGAGUCAGUACAGCUGAAGUCUUCUCAGUCAGAGAGAUGGGUUUGGGGAUAACUGGAGAAAAAGAGGACCACUGCUGAUGGAGAAAAAGAGACAAAUACUCAUGGAGUUUUC